Rosa rugosa (rugosa rose) is the source of this 825-nucleotide messenger RNA. RefSeq lists its product as uncharacterized. The transcript has a single exon. The coding region runs from base 1 to 825 and encodes 274 amino acids. The record is from RefSeq and is a predicted model, not a curated record. Lineage: Eukaryota; Viridiplantae; Streptophyta; Magnoliopsida; Rosales; Rosaceae.
AUGCAAGAUGGGAUUUCGGCGAUCCUUGGAGUAGAGAGAGUGGAUAAACAUGACAGGUAUCUCGGACUUCCUACGGAGCUUAGAUACUCAAAGUCGGAGGCCUUUGGUUUUUUGAAUGAGCAGAUUCGCAACCGGAUUCAAGGUUGGCGUGAGAAAACUUUGAGCAUUGCUGGCAAAGAGAUGUUAAUUAAGGCGGUAGUCCAGGCGAUUCCUUCCUAUGUGAUGAGUUUUUUUGAAGUUCCUAAAUACUUAUGUGAUGAAAUGCAUAGAUUGAUGGCUCAGUUUUGGUGGGGAGAUGAUGGAGAUGCUAGAAAGAUUUAUUGGGUUGCUUGGGAUAGAUUGUGUUUCCCUAAAAGUGAGGGGGGUUUAGGGUUUCAAAAUAUGCAUCACUUUAAUCUUGCAUUACUAGCUAAACAGGGUUGGCGGCUGUUCCAACAACCGGAUUCCAUGAUUGCAAAGCUCCUCAAAGCUAAGUAUUUCCCACGGUGUUCGUUCAUGGAGGUUGAAAUUAAAGGAGGGGAAUCCUACACUUGGCGUAGUAUUUUAUUAGGGAGGGAGGUGCUAAAGAAGGGUUUGAGGUUCCAAGUAGGUGAUGGAGUUAACAUUUUGGUUUGGGAUGCCCCAUGGGUGCCUCUGCCUCAGUCAUUUAGGCCAUACUCACCGAUUUUGGAAGGUUUGGAAGAGCUUACAGUGGCUGAUUUAAUUGAUCUGGAUACUGGAGAGUGGGCGGUGGAUUUCAUGCAGGAGAUUUUUACGUUAGGGGAGGUGGAGAAGAUAGCAUGCAUUCCUUUAAGUGUUCGUGGUGCUCAGGACCGCCUUGUCUAG